Molecule: messenger RNA, 438 nt
Organism: Leptosomus discolor (cuckoo roller)
Lineage: Eukaryota; Metazoa; Chordata; Aves; Leptosomiformes; Leptosomidae
Product: histone H2B 1/2/3/4/6
Cellular component (GO): nucleosome
Molecular function (GO): structural constituent of chromatin; DNA binding; protein heterodimerization activity
Source: RefSeq, a predicted model, not a curated record
AUGCCUGAGCCGGCCAAGUCAGCCCCUGAGCCCAAGACGCGCUCCAAGAGAAAAAAGGGUGACAAGAAGCGUAGAAAGACUAGGAAGGAGAGCUACUCGAUCUACGUGUACAAGGUGCUGAAGCAGGUGCACCCCGACACGGGCAUCUCGUCCAAGGCCAUGGGCAUCAUGAACUCCUUCGUCAACGACAUCUUCGAGCGCAUCGCCGGCGAGGCCUCGCGCCUGGCGCACUACAACAAGCGCUCCACCAUCACCUCGCGGGAGAUCCAGACGGCCGUGCGGCUCCUGCUGCCUGGCGAGCUGGCCAAGCACGCCGUCUCCGAGGGCACCAAGGCUGUCACCAAGUACACUAGCUCCAAGUAGAGCGUCUCGGAUUGUCUAUUGUAACCCAAAGGCUCUUUUAAGAGCCACCCACCUCUUCAGUAAAAGGGCUUUAAU